Penicillium canariense is the source of this 507-nucleotide messenger RNA. RefSeq names its product mitochondrial 54S ribosomal protein uL13m. The record is from RefSeq and is a predicted model, not a curated record. Gene Ontology annotation, molecular function: mRNA binding; structural constituent of ribosome. Gene Ontology annotation, biological process: negative regulation of translation; translation. Gene Ontology annotation, cellular component: mitochondrial large ribosomal subunit; ribosome. Bases 1 to 507 code for a protein of 168 amino acids. The transcript is spliced from 3 exons. NCBI's taxonomy places the organism in Eukaryota, Fungi, Ascomycota, Eurotiomycetes, Eurotiales, Aspergillaceae.
AUGUCGCAGACGGUCGGAAAGACCCGUCUUGCCUACUCCCGGGCAUGGCACUAUGUCGAUGCCGGCUCUGACCCUCGCUCCCUUGGCCGCCUGGCCUCGUCUAUCGCCCUCGUCCUUAUGGGCAAGCACAAGCCGAUCUACGACCCCUCGACAGAUUGUGGUGACUACGUCGUGGUCGCCGGCUGCCACGACCUCCGGACAACUGGCAAGAAGCGCUUCCAAAAGCUGUACUACACGCACACGACUCGCCCCGGUAGCCUGAAGAGCAUGACUAUGGAUCAAAUGUUCGCCAAAUGGGGUGGUGGUGAGGUCUUGCGCCGCGCAGUCAAGGGCAUGCUGCCCAAGAACCGACUUCAGGAGCCACGGUUGGCUCGCCUUAAGACUUUCGAGGGCCUCGCGCAUCCUUACAAGGAGAACAUCGUCAAGUUCGGCAACAAAUCAGUUUUGAACCAGCCCGAAGUCCAACAAGCCUUCCAGGAGGCGGCCAAGCCGUCGGCAUCGGCAUAG